Molecule: messenger RNA, 6034 nt
Organism: Calidris pugnax (ruff)
Lineage: Eukaryota; Metazoa; Chordata; Aves; Charadriiformes; Scolopacidae
Gene: CEP89
Product: centrosomal protein 89kDa
Exons: 20
Coding region: 152-2650 (832 amino acids)
Biological process (GO): chemical synaptic transmission; cilium assembly; mitochondrion organization
Cellular component (GO): centriole; ciliary transition fiber
Source: RefSeq, a predicted model, not a curated record
GGGGAGUAAUGCGCGCGCUGAUUGGGGGAGCGCAGACCCGCAGCAAAUCCGCAGCGCCCUUGUUACCAGACGGGUCGCGACGGGGGAAGCGUCCGAAGUGAGGAGAAAGUAGCCGGGAGGCGGUGGCGGACCCGUCCCCUGCCUGAUCCAGAUGGCGUUUAGUUUCAGGAGAGGCCGGAAGGGCCCCUUCAAACAUAUAGCUCAUGGCCUGGUCCCUGCUGCUACCAUAGCUCCUAAACCUGCAGUUCCCCGCACCCCUCCCCCUCGUAGUCCAAACCCUUCUCCAGAAAGGCCCAGAUCUGCUUUAGCAGCAGCUAUCCUUGCAACAACACUAACAGGGCGCACUGUUGCUAUUCCUCAGCCUCGGCAGCGAUCGCUUUCAGAAAGUGAUGCCACCUACGUGGAACAGGAAUGCUUUGAACCAUAUGCCACAGUCACAGAGCUCAGAAUGGGGCCCAACUGGAAACUUGAUGGUAGUGACAGAUCUCCUGUACAGUCCCUGGAAAUGUCAGGCAACUAUUGUGAGGAUGAGGACAUGGAUACCUAUCUUUCAGAUGCUGAUAAAGAGGCAGAGUCCAGUUGUCAGAGUAAUGAGAAAAGGGGAGGAAGCUUUAGCACCAAUGCUAUUUAUGCUGUUCCCUGCAAAAAUAAAAAGGAAGAGUUUUCAGCAUUUCCUGGUACUAAAGUUGACAAGAAAGAGACACCUUCUCACGAAACAGAGUUUCAAGUGGUGGUCCAUGAGUCAAACAUGCAAAUAGAAGAAGACCGACAUCUUGGCUUGAAUUUAAAGGAAGAAAUAUCAUUGGCUGAAAAUCUGAUAUGUGAAAAGCCUCCACCAUCCCCAGAUGUGUCGAUUCGGGCAAGGCAAGCACGGGAAAAUAAGACUAAAGAAAAGUUCAGAGAACUAAAACAAGAAAACUGGUCUCUGACCAAAGCGUACCAGGCUAUGGUCCAACAAUUUGAGAGAACAAAGCAGCAAAUAGAAGAACAGCAAUUAAAGCUGAAGAGACUAGAACAAGAAAACAGGAGACUUAAAGAAGCUACAGAGAAAUCAUAUCGAGAAGAGGAGGCUACAGAAUUACUUUCUCUCAGACAACAAGCACAAGAACUGGUAGAUGAAAACGAUGCUUUGAAAAUGACGGUCCAUCGUUUAAAUGUAGAAUUAAGUCGCUAUCAAACUAAAUUCAGGCCAUUGUCCUGGGAAGAGCAUCCAAGACUGAAAAGUUUACCCAUGAAAGGACCACCACCCCCAUGGCUGUUGGAUAUGAAGUAUUUGUCACCUCUUCUGUUGGCAUAUGAAGAUAGAAUAAGAGAAAAGGAAGAUUUACAUCUUGAACAUGAGGAGGAUAUGAAGAAUUUUAAAGCACGAGUUGAAGAGCUGGUGAGAGAGAAUGAAGACCUGCAUAAGCAAUUGAAUAAAAAUAACUUCAUUACCCCUACAGAAUGGCAGCAACUGCAAACUCAGGCCAAGCUGGUCUUGGAAGAAAAUGGAUUGUUGAUGGAGCAACUUGAAAUUCAACAAGCUAAAGCCAGAGAUAGUCACAGACAACAUGUUCAAGAAGCUUCAAAAUUGACAAAACAGAUAAUAAUCUUGGAAGGUAAGAAAAAGAGACAAGAAGAAGAGAUAGCAGAGUACCAGAAGCAGUUGGAAGCUUUGUGUUCUACCUGUGAAGAGCUGAAAGCCAAACUGAACAGCAGAAUAGCAGCAGAGGAGCACUUUGCUUUGGUGAAUGAUUUAAAAAGCCAUUUACAACAGGAGCAGGAGAAAAAGCGCUAUGAGGUGGAAGAACUAAUGGGAAAGAUAACAUCGCUGGAAGCUCACAAGAAGAAACUGCUUUUAGAGAAAAAUAACUUCAUGGCUGACAACAAGAUCCUAGAAACUGAGAUGGAAUUGACACGAAAGACAAACAGGCAAUUAAAGAAGAAAAUAGGUCUUCUGAAACUGCAGUUGGAGGAAGCAAUGGAAAAAGAAGUUGCAGCUCAUCACUAUUUAACAAACCUUAUUGGUUUGGUGGAGAAGAUAGCGCAGGAACGUGACCAUCUUAUUUUUUUGGCCAAAUGUUUGGAAAAUGAGAAUCAUGGUGUUCUUAACAAAAUAGUAGAAGGCAGUCUACGCUUAGGAAGACUGGAAGAAAAAGUUAAGACACAAGGUCACCCAGUCCUGUGUUCCAGGUCAGAUGCACUGUGUGCAUGUCACAAGAUUCCCUGGGGCUUCUUCCACAUGGCUGCAGAUGUGACCGAGGUGUAUAAAAAGAAAGCAGCCGGGAAGCUUGGCAAUAUCAGUCUCAAAAUGACUGAGCAGGAGAAAGAAUUUGCUGGGAAGACUGCCCAGUUCCAGCAAGAAAUAGAGCGUCUCCAGCAGCUGCUGCAGGACAGACAGGAAACCCUGGAUGAAGCGCUGCAGCAGAAGAGGAAAGUGGAAGGGGAACUUGAAAUCAUUUGGGAAUCCACAUCCAAAGAAAACAGGAGAAUGAGAGAACUCUUACACAAAUCCCUGGGGAAGAACAGGCUGUGGAGCAUUGUAACAGCACACGAGCCAGCCUUAGAUAAAAGCUCUCAGAAAGACCAAGUUUACGGACAUGAUUUUAGCUAUUGUGAUGUGAAACCUUCAUCCCCUACUAAAAAUGAAAUUCAACAAGAAUCUCAGUGAUAAGAAUUAAGAUGCAUUACACAUCUCAUCCAAGAAAGAGAACUCAGUGCCUGAAUUUUACUUUUUCAACUAUGGAUGAUGUAAUGGAACAUUUACCCUCUUCGAGAUUACUGUAUUUUUAGUGUCAUCAAAAUGACAACAGCCUAUUCUCCAGCUGUACCAUCAGUAGUGUAAAUCUAGCCUAAAAUAUGACUUUGGUUUUUUGAAGGCUAUUCCUUGUUAAGGCAAAUCGUGAUACAGCGCUAGGUUAACAUACGGAGACAAGUAUUCAGUUAACAAGAUAAAAAAAAAAUCAGUAAGCUUGGUGUUCCAGCACAGACAUACACCUUGCCAAAAAACAAGUGAAGAGCAAAACAGAAAGCCUUCAAGAUGGUACAUAAUGUGUCUCCAUUAUGUAUGCUUUAAUUUAAAGGACACAUUUCAAUAAAUUCUUCCCAAAUCACCAAAUAAAGCGAUCUAUACUUGAUCUAUGAAGUAGGGAGGAAAAAGUAAUGUGUUGUCGUCUGUUCUCAUUGCUGGUAAUGAAGCAUCUUGACAUCAUAAGAUGUCCUUAUGUCCAGACUGUCUGCCAAGUCACCUCACGGACAGAGGACAAUGUGAUGGUGAAGCAGCCAAGACAGACACAUACUCACGAGGCCCAGGCCCACGAAGCAGAUCUGCAGGAGCCCAGCGUCAGCACAUCCCAUCCCAGGUUUGACAAGAUGCCAGCAGAGGCUGCAGCCUUCCUCUAGACUCAGUUCAUCCCACUGAGAUUCAGUACCUGCACAAGUCACAUUUUUUCCCCAGAAGCAUUCUCUGCAGCACUGACAGCCUUUGCAUUAUUACAAUGACUAUUUUUCUUAGCUUUCUUAAUUGUUGAUUUUUCACAACAGUGCACAUUAACAUCGGAGUAGCACAUAUUGGUAUGAAAUGACUUUAUUUUGGAUUUACGUAGAACUUGUUGGAUCAGCUUUUUGCUUUAGCUUCAUCUGCAAAACAAAACCUAAAUGGUACCAGGAAAUUUUAACAGGAAACCCUUUAACUAUUGUAGUUGUGUAAUAUUAGAAAUAAUGAAGCAUCUCAGUGGCUUUGAUAAAGUUAACAAAAAGAGUAGAAAGCCAAGUUAAUCCCCAAAAGAAUACAUACUCUUCUUGUCUAGAAGGUUUCCUGCUAUUCUGAGGUGCAGGGCCUCAACUGGGCAGAAGAGGGUAAUUUAGGAGAAGGUGGGGAGAGGGUCUCCAGUCCCACCAUGGGUUUUGGUGCUGUGUGUAUGUACUGUUUUUAAAGCUGGCUCCUGCCAUACACUGGGAAGCCAGAGACUCUGCAGAGUCUUAGAGCACUUGAGCAAUCCUCAUGCACUCAGAUACCACCCUGAGGAGAGACAAAACACCAAGGUAGCUGAAGUCAAACAUGCACAAGUCCUACAAUCAGUGGAAUUUUAAUACGGACUUUAAUUACUUUGCUGGGAAUGAGUGCCACAACCUCACCAUCUCAUCCAGGUAAGACUUCAACACGUCAUGUUGAGACUGACUAACAGCCAGCACCGCUACCGCAUGGUCUCCUCCUGGGCAGUUAACAGAGGGACAUCUUCCAAUUGUUUCCUCCCAGCUUUUUCAACUUGAUUAUUUGAGGACUCAAGGACUCAGAAUAACAACCAAAACAAAAGAAAAAACUUUUUAAGCACAGUCUUAAAUGACUCAGAACGUGAAGCUGCCAGGGAGGUUUUCCUGGGUUUUUGGGGAGAGGGAGGGCGGGGGUGGUCUGUUGCUAAACCAGCCCCAAAUCCCAUUUUCCUUGAAUUUGAAAAAUCUAAUUUGAAAUGGAAGGUCUGAAAUACCUCCUCAGACAAGUUAUAUGUAGAUGAUGCAGACAUACACACUCCCCUCUUUGCCACACAAGCUCCAGUCUGCCCAAGUGCUGACCCUGAUCCUGAAAGAACAUCAAACAGGGCUAUACCCACAUUGUUUUUUGUGGUUUUGAAGGCAGGUUUUGCAAAUUGAGUAUUUUAUUGACAUUUUUCAAGAUAAGCAUCUCUGAGUAUCCAAAUACAGCCUUGGAACUGCAUAUGUAAAUGAUUUACGUAUUCUUCCCAUCUGUUUUUAAUUGCCUUUUUGAAUAGGUCUCAAGAUUUUUGUAAAAAUAAACGACUUCACAGGGAAAAAACAUUAUAUUAAUAAUUCCUUAGAAAUAGAAGUGAGAUUUUUCAAAACUCUCAAUAUUGGCUUAUCUGUUCUUCCACUCAAGUGAAUUGGGAAUGUCUUGGAACUACGCUUGCGCCGCAUCUGCUUCCCGUUUUCACAGCUCUUAUGGGAGGGCAGGUUUAACACAUGGUUCACAGGACAGCACCCCCAAUUAACUAUCAGGAUCUCAUUAUCUUAAUUUUUUUUCCACAGUGUGAAAGACGACUUCCCUAUUUUUUUUUAAACUGCCUAGCCCUAGUAUUAUACAAAGCUAGCCACUGACAGUUUAAUUGUUUCCACUCCUUGCUACCACAACACAGAACUGCAAUGCUGCUAAACAGCCAGGAAGCUAAUAAUCUGGCAACAUUUACUGGAGGUUCAUCUGGGAGGGAACCUCUAGGAAACAGAAUUUCUUCUCUAACUAAUAUAUAAACACUAAGGAAGAAACAAAACUUGUAAUCAUUCUUCACUUUUCUGUUUAGCACCAAGGAUGGAAAUAGAUUACUUCAAUUAACCUUUGAACCAAGCACACUAAGUAAUGGGAUGAAGUUCAUGGAAGAAAAUAGCAUCAGGAAAGAGCACCAAAGGCGCAGUCUGAACUGUGGAACACCUGCCUUUAGAAACUCAAAAGGCUGCAGCUGAGGGAGACUGCGGAGCUUCUGUCUCACACCUUCACCUAGAACUUGUCACCUAAGCCCCAAAGCACUACCAGGUUCUUUGUGGGUAUGGUAUGGACAUGGCAAACCUUUGACAUCUGCAGCAAUCACACAGACAAAGGUCUCCUUCCCCUCUCCAGCUGGCUCCAUUUGCAUAGAAAUCACUUCACGCAUACCAAAGCCGAACUGGAAUCCAGCUCAAAGCUCACAGGCAAAAUUCAAAGCUUUCAGGAUGUUUUGUAUACAAACAGAAGCUUCUCAUCCUCCAGCUGUCACCUCUUGUGAAGCUGGUACAUUUGUUUUGGUUUCUCUUCCCGUGCUUAGUGCAGGUUUCAGCACACUGCAGGGAUUCAGGGUCAGAAAGAAAUGCCCUUACAGGAGGAUUUACCAGAUGCUGGCUUAACCUUUCAUUAAAGGUGUGUAACAAAAGAAACCUUUUAACUUUGGGUUCUAGCCCUUCACCAGCUCACUCUAUUGGAGCAUCCUCCCAAUUUUGUACCAUGCACCAUUCUGUACGCUACUGCAAUUUGCUGGUGAGAAUGAGUCACCAAUAAAAGCACGUCCAAAAA